AUGUCUGGCCGUGGCAAGGGAGGAAAAGGACUCGGAAAGGGAGGCGCCAAGCGCCAUCGCAAAGUCCUUCGCGACAACAUCCAAGGCAUCACCAAGGUUUGUUCUUCUUCUUCUUUCUCUCGAAGUCUUCUGACCAUUUCCAAUACUUUCACAAUCAUCCUUAACGUCUUCUAAUCGAAUCCAUUUUCAGCCGGCUAUCCGCCGUCUGGCCCGCCGUGGUGGAGUCAAGCGCAUCUCCGGACUCAUCUACGAGGAGACCCGAGGAGUCCUGAAGGUCUUCCUUGAGAACGUCAUCCGAGACGCCGUCACCUACUGCGAGCACGCCAAGCGGAAGACCGUCACCGCCAUGGACGUCGUCUACGCCCUCAAGCGUCAAGGACGCACUCUCUACGGCUUCGGCGGAUAA
Messenger RNA from Caenorhabditis auriculariae, 406 nucleotides. The record is from the annotation of a GenBank genome assembly. Lineage: Eukaryota; Metazoa; Nematoda; Chromadorea; Rhabditida; Rhabditidae.